Molecule: messenger RNA, 1303 nt
Organism: Ochlerotatus camptorhynchus
Lineage: Eukaryota; Metazoa; Arthropoda; Insecta; Diptera; Culicidae
Product: 17-beta-hydroxysteroid dehydrogenase 13-like
Exons: 5
Coding region: 95-1096 (333 amino acids)
Cellular component (GO): lipid droplet
Molecular function (GO): oxidoreductase activity, acting on the CH-OH group of donors, NAD or NADP as acceptor
Source: RefSeq, a predicted model, not a curated record
UUACUCCAAAGGGAAAAGACUUCAGUUUCGCCAAGACCUUUGCUCCAGGUGUGGAAUCCUGCGUUCAACUGCAGGAAAGAAGCCCUCUUCGAAGAUGUCUAGUCGUGAAAUGAUAAUCAGACAUGAGUCGCAAGCAUCCUACAUACCGAACUGGCUCGAGUGUCAUAGGAAACCGGUCACCAUGAUCCUUCGGUUGUACUCCAGCGUCAUCCUGGUCUGGGACUUUUGCAUCAUCGUGGUGUUCUUUACCAUGCAGAUGCUCCGAUCACUCUAUCAGAUGAUUCGACUUCCGAAGCGCAAAUCCGUAGCGGGAGAGAUUGUGGCGAUAUUCGGCACCAGUCGUGGCGUGGGACGUGACUUGGCGCUCCAGCUGGCCGAACUGGGUGCCAAGGUGGCUUGUGUUGAUAUCAAUUCUACGGAGAACGACAUGUUAGUGAAGACCAUCAACGGCAGUGGCUACAUUGCCCAUGCAUUCGAAUGUGAUCUGACGAACAAGAACGACAUCAUCCGGACGACGAAUGCCAUCGAGAAGCGGUUUGGUCACAUCACCAUGUUCUUCCACUGUUGUGGAGUUCCCAGUCCAAGGUCACUCGUCGCCGAACCACCACCGAUUCAGACCACGCUGAAUCUGAGCGUCAUCUCGCACUUUUGGUUACUGGAAGCGAUCCUUCCGAAGAUGAAACGCAACAAUCAUGGCCACAUCGUGUUUCUCACUUCGGUAGCAGGCCUAAGUGGAGUUAAACAUCAAACGCCCCUAUCCGUCGCUCAGUUCGCCGUUCAAGGCCUAUUCGAAUCGGUGCUGGACGAGUUGCGCAUCGAAAAGUUCCUUAAAACCAUUCCCAUUUCGUUGGUUCAUCUAUAUCCGUUUGUCCUGACGGAAAACUGCCGGAACGACAUCCGAAUGCGCAUUCCAUCCGCUUUUGGGACCAUCCGAUCGGAGGACGCCGCCCGGAAGAUUAUCGACGGUGUCCGUCGCAACGAACUGGAGAUCAGUAUUCCCAAGUAUUGCUUAACGUUGUGUCACGUGUUCAAAUUACUCCCGCGACGUGCGACGUUGCUGCUUCGGGAGCUCUUCGACACCGGAGUGGACUUCUAGUAUCUAGGUUUCAAUUACUGCUGAUAUUUUUGCCAUAUAGUGAUUCUAAUCGUUGGUUGUUUUGACAUAUCUAGAAUUUGACAAGCAUGUUACCUAAGACUUGAAUUACGUGUUCUAUUUUAAGGUUUGUAUAGGACUUGUUAGGAAUAUUUGAAACCUUCAAGUGAAGUGAUGAAUUCGAUUAAAUAUAAUUAGACAUGAAUUGAA